GCCGCCUCCGGCAUGGAUCAAUGCGUGACGGUGGAGCGUGAGCUGGAGAAGGUGCUGCACAAGUUCUCGGGCUACGGGCAGCUGUGCGAGCGCGGCCUGGAGGAGCUCAUCGACUACACCGGCGGCCUCAAGCACGAGAUCCUGCAGAGCCAGGGCCAAGAUGCUGAAUUAUCAGGGACACUUUCACUUGUUUUGACACAGUGCUGUAAAAGAAUAAAGGAUACCGUUCAAAAAUUGGCCUCGGACCACAAAGACAUCCACAGCAGUGUUUCUCGUGUUGGAAAAGCCAUUGAUAAGAAUUUUGAUUCUGACAUUAGCAGUGUGGGAAUAGAUGGCUGCUGGCAGGCAGACAGCCAAAGACUUCUCAAUGAGGUGAUGGUGGAGCACUUCUUUCGACAAGGAAUGCUUGAUGUAGCUGAGGAGCUCUGUCAGGGCUUUUGUGUGUGUGUCCAUAUAAUUUCCUGCAGUAAACCAUCAUUGAAGGAAUCUGGUCUUUCUGUAGACCCAAGUCAGAAAGAACCAUUUGUGGAGUUAAAUAGAAUAUUAGAGGCAUUAAAGGUCAGAGUUCUGAGACCUGCUCUCGAGUGGGCAGUAUCAAACCGGGAAAUGCUUAUAGCUCAAAACAGCUCCUUGGAAUUUAAGCUACACAGACUGUAUUUUAUUAGCUUGUUAAUGGGUGGAACCACAAAUCAGCGAGAGGCAUUACAAUAUGCUAAAAAUUUUCAGCCAUUUGCCCUAAAUCAUCAAAAAGACAUUCAGGUUUUGAUGGGAAGCCUUGUGUACCUGAGACAAGGGAUUGAGAACUCACCAUACGUUCACCUACUUGAUGCAAACCAGUGGGCUGAUAUCUGUGACAUCUUUACACGGGAUGCUUGUGCCCUCCUAGGGCUCUCUGUGGAGUCCCCUCUCAGUGUCAGUUUCUCAGCAGGUUGUGUGGCGCUGCCAGCUUUAAUUAACAUCAAAGCCGUGAUUGAACAAAGGCAGUGCACUGGAGUUUGGAACCAGAAAGAUGAAUUACCUAUUGAAGUGGACCUUGGUAAAAAGUGCUGGUAUCACUCUAUAUUUGCCUGCCCCAUUCUUCGUCAGCAAACAACAGAUAACAAUCCACCCAUGAAAUUGGUCUGUGGUCAUAUUAUAUCAAGAGAUGCCCUGAAUAAAAUGUUUAAUGGUAGCAAAUUAAAGUGUCCAUACUGUCCAAUGGAACAAAGCCCAGGAGAUGCCAAACAGAUAUUUUUCUGAAGAGAUAACUUUAGUUUGCAAUUUGUAAGUGAAACUGAAUUGUGGGCACAUUUCAGAAGAGAACGUUCCAUAUAAUGCAGCUAACCAAGGACUCCCAUGUUUCUAUAAGCUAAUGCUCCAGAAACUUUGCCAACCUGUUAGUGUACACACACUGAGGGGAGUGCUCCCAGUGAAUAUUAUCAUAGGGCUUUAUUAUAUUCUUGGUCUUCAUUUCUGAUCAAGUAAAUACACCAGCAGUUGUCAUUCAGUGCAGGUUUUUGUACUUAAUUAUAUGGUGAUUUUUUUACUUUUUAAGAGCAGAAACGGAAAUUGACCUCCCCACCAUGUGUUUAAUAUUUCUCCUGCUUUUACUUUUGUCAUUUUCUUGAUAAUUGUAAGCCUUGAGAGUGUUUGUGAACAAGUUUUAUUUUCUGUUAUGUGUACAUAAUUAAAUGAAAAGUUUUCAGAAAACGUUUGACGAAUUGUGGAUAAUGAAACUAAUUUGCAUUUUAUUUGCUUAAGGAAGAAAGCUGUGAUAGAUUCCAGAUUUGCUUUUUGAUGUUUUCCUCUGCUCCAGCUCCAAGAAGUCAGCACACCUGCAUUUUAGCUCUGCAUGCAGCCCCAGCAGGCUGCGUGUUAAAAAUUUCAUUGUUUAACCAGCUGGUGUGAGAAGUCUUCCAUUAGAGUGGAAGGAGUACUAUUAUUUGUUUUGUUUUGUUUUUUUUUGCUUUAUUGCCAAGAGGUGCUUGUUUUAAAAGUAUGUUUAAUAAAAUGAAAUUCUAAAGUUAGAGGUGUUCUUAAGUUGAUAUUUGCUCUCUUGGUCUUGGUAGCCCUAUUAUAUCAUUGCAGACACAGUGCUGUGCAUGUGUGUAUAUAUGUGCACCAGCAUCAAACAUUGUGUAUCUGGAAGGAAAGCAGCAUGUUCCAGUUCUAAAAUGCAGUUACCAGGCCCAUCACUUUAAAUCUUUAAAGUUAGAAGCUAGCAAAUUUUCUGUAGUGCAAAAUGUUUAUUGCUGUUUUUGUGUUUGAAUAGUAUAAUGUUCGAUGCCUCUCUUCUGCAAAGUGUAUCAUUUCAUUACUGUGAAUCUGUAUAUUAACCUAAUGGCUACAGAUAAUGAUCUUUUCUCUUGUGAGGUAUCUUCAUUUAAUGCACUGUCCAGAAAUAGCCAUGUGUAAGAGUCUCUCUGUAUGAUGAACUACAUGGAAAAGACUUCUGUGGACAUAAUUCUGACUUAAGCCCAUGAAGUUACUUCAUUAUAAGAAGAAUGUUACAUGGAAAUCACCAAAUAUUUUGUGACUUUAUUUCAUCUGACAUGGAGUGAAUAUCAAUAGGAAUACUUUCAUAAGAAAAUGAAAAAAGAAAACAGAAGCAAAGAGAAAUGUUGCGCUUCACACUUUAAACUACAAGUGGACUUAGUUUGAGGGAGGGCAAUCACAGAUUUGGUGCUAAUUAGAAACUGGCAGCAUUUACAGUAGUAUACCAGCCUGGAUGGUUUUUUCUGAACUGUUUACCUGGGAGAGCUGGGAUUUGUUUGUGAAGCGAAAGAGUACUGCGGAAAAGCUCUGUUUGCAUAAUAUACAGCUAGGCCUAUGUGGAUGGCCACUGCUUGCUAUGUGGGUUCUCCAGCAGUUGGGAUUGGCCCAGCUCAGAGUGCUUGUCUGGUCCAACCUCAGUCUGGCCCCAUAGCGACUUUUGCCCCACGAUUCUGCCUCACUGUUGGAAUCCUCUUUGAAGUUCCCCCUCUCUUUACUAAAGCAGUGAAGGAAGAGAACAGAGACAAACUCUGGACUGUGAAAGAGAAGGUAGAGAAUUCCAGGCAACAGUCUGACCAAGGGUGUAAACCAGUUUAUUAUAUAUAUACAUAUAUAUAUUUUUUUCCUUUGAAUUAAAACCUAGAGUAUUGUUUUUUUGUUUUUGUUUUUUACCCUUCCCUCCCUAGGCCAAGGUUAGCUUAUUCUCAUCUUUCCACCCCAUACACCUACACAGCAUUUAGGCUUCAUAUAAGGUUUGAAUGAGACAGAUGUACUCUGAAGGCUGGUGGUAAAUUUGUUUGGUGACCUAACACUUCUUACAGUUGGCUACUCUGAAGGCUGGUGGUAAAUUUGUUUGGUGACCUAACACUUCUUACAGUUGGCUUGGGCCACUUUUAAGGACAAAAGCCAGAGCUCAGCUUUAUCCCUCUCCUAAUGUUGGGAGUCAAAAAACUGUUGACAAGUUUUCUUGUGCAGCUCAUGAAAACUUUAAAAAGAACGUGCUUUAACUGAAGCAUUUGACUUUGCAGCUUUCUGUAUAAGGUCCUUGUACUCACCCUGGGCAGGGUGAGGGCCAAAAAAUCUGCAACUCAUGAAUCUGACAAUUUUAUAUAGAAAUUAUGUCUUGUGACCAUCCCUAAGUGCAUAGACCUAAAAUUCAUGAGAGACUAAAUGGGAGGGAGAGGUGGAGUAAAAGAGGCCAGACCUUAACCAAAGAUGCUGAGAUACAGCAUUCUGUCCUCCCUACCCUAGAAACUCCAUCAUAAAUGCUGUCACGACUCUUUCAACACUGAUGCUUUCUGCAUGUCAGCAGUACAGGAGGAUGCUUUUUGUCUCUCUUUGCCUCCACUUAAAAAAGAUAAUGACAGAGACAAGAUUUUAACAGUCACAUUUAAUUAUAAGGUGCAUCGAAGACAGAAUUUCAGAAUGGUUUCUAAAAUUUUCUUGGGAACUGUUUCUACAUAUCAGUUCUCCACAAAGGCCAUGAGACUAUGCUACACCAAUAAAACCUUAUUAGCAAGUCUUUAGAUUCUGACUUAGCCAGAGCAUCUGAGUGUUCAAGUACAGUUUUAUAGUGGCUAAGGUUGUCUCUUGAUCUUUUUUCUCUGUUGUGUGAUCAUCACAGAUCCUAUUUCUGUUGUUUUAUUGGUGAUUAUAUGAGACUUCUAAUACAUAAAUGAACGGGUAUUGGUGCCUCUUUAUUUUAAAAAUUUUGAAGAAAAGAGCCACCUCAUAUUCAUAGGGUGUGUAUUUUUUGAGUGUGUGAACAUUUAACUGAAAUAAGAAAGUUAUGAAGUAAAUCUUAACUUUUCUGUAGCAGCUAAUGUAUACAGAGACACUAAAACCUACACCACAUUUUGUGGGGAAUGAGGAUCCUCUUUUGUCCUCUCCAGGUAGUCCCGCAGGUUAGGCAGCUUAAGUUCAGUGUUCUUAUGCUGUGAAUCAUUUCCACCUCAGUGGCUUAGCCUUUGGGACAGUGGAUAGUGCAGCAACCAAGAACUCUUGGUUAACCGCACAAGACAAGCUGCUGGUAGACUACAUUAGCCCUCUGGUUUUCCAGCUCAACCUCUGAUAAAGUGGACUGAUAGCCACGCUGCUCAGUCUGUUUAGUCAGCCGACUCAGGUUAUUUUCAGGGAAGGCAUGGAGGCAUAGUUUGGUUAGUUUCAUCACUAUGAUGUGUAAGGUGACGACACAAACCAAAUACCUUUCAUCACUUAACUAUACGUAUGUUAUCUCUGGUAACACUAGAAUGCUGUGGUCUUGAGGGAGUGUUAGCAAGGAACAUAUAGAAGGUUUGGUGUUUCAUAAGCCUGUCUAGCUGCAGCAGGUUUUGUGUGGUACACUGAUGUUUACCAUAAGCCGGUACAAGCUUCAUGAACCGUUCUUAAUGAACAAUUGACUAGAUACCAAAAAUAGAAUGACAAAUGUAUUUUAAUAGCAGACAAGGCAGUUAGUUUUAGGAUGAAUAUUCCACUGUUGAUUUUACUUCAAGACAUAGCAAGAGACACAAAAUUUUGUUUGCAAGACAUUUCCGCUACAGUUUCAAGCUGUAGUGGGCAUAUGCUUCAUUUACUUCCAAAGAGGCAGGAGCAGCUGGAAUUGGCUUACAGCACAUGCUUUGUUUCAUGUUGUGGGUGAGGACCCAUACAUUCUUAUUUUAACAGUCACUUAACCUUCUCCAGCAAGGCAGUUGUGGGGUUCACUAGGAUUUAGUGCCUGAUCUUUUCUUUGGGAAGGGGGGGAGGGAAGCAGAAGAAAAUGGGAGCGUGAGUGAGUGUGCAUGUGUCUGAAAUUCACCAUUGCCCCCACCUGUACCUAGCAAGGAACCAGGUGUUUGAUGUAUUUUGCUCAUGACUGCAGUAUGCAUGUAUUUUUUUUUCCUUUUCUGUGUUUUCUAAAUUUACACUAAAGGAUUCAUCAAAUCAUCUUGUUCAGAUGGCUCAGGAUUGUAUUUAUUUUGCUUACCCCGUGCUCUUGGGUUCUAUAGUAUUUCUAUAAUUAUGUAAUGAGAAUAGUGUUGCACUGUAAUCUAUCAUAUAGAGCUAUAUGUAUGGAAAAUUUUGAUCAAUUUUUUACAAAAUGUAUCCUGUUUGCAAAGGCACAAUAAAGUUGCAUCUUAUAGACUAUAGGCAAUAAAGCUAACAAUAAACCUUAUUUAACACAAACCACAUCCAUAUCCUCUGUUCAUUUGAUUUUGGAAAAAGUCUAGCAUAUUCAGUAGUUUCAGGGAAUUCAUUUUAACUUUAAGAAUUCUGAUAUAUUUAAUUUAUAAAUUUCUGACUGAUACAGAGUUUUGGAAAACUAUAAGAAAUGCUUUGUUAAUGUGUGUAUUCCUCUGUAAAACACAUGGCUUCUCCUGUGUAUAUUUUUAAAAAUUAAAGAAAUGCACAUUUAAAAAGUG
This is a messenger RNA of Callithrix jacchus (white-tufted-ear marmoset), 5873 nucleotides long. RefSeq names its product required for meiotic nuclear division 5 homolog A (gene RMND5A). Gene Ontology annotation, cellular component: GID complex; cytoplasm; nucleus. The record is from RefSeq and is a predicted model, not a curated record. Gene Ontology annotation, biological process: proteasome-mediated ubiquitin-dependent protein catabolic process. NCBI's taxonomy places the organism in Eukaryota, Metazoa, Chordata, Mammalia, Primates, Cebidae. Gene Ontology annotation, molecular function: protein binding; ubiquitin protein ligase activity.